AUGGUUCAGGCACCGUCAGAGCUCCUUGCCCUCGUCCUGGGUUUUAUCGGGCUGGUCGGAACCGCGGCGACAACGGGGCUUCCCAUGUGGAAGGUGACAGCCUUCAUUGGAGAAAACAUCAUUGUCAUGGAGACACGCUGGGAAGGCCUGUGGAUGAACUGUUUUAGACAAGCCAACAUCAGGAUGCAGUGUAAGGUGUACGACUCUCUGUUGUUCUUGCCUCCAGAGCUGCAGGCUGCCAGAGGGCUCAUGUGCUCUGCCGUGGCUCUUUCUGCGCUGGGGCUGAUAGUGUCUGUCGCCGGGCUUCGUAGUGUUUCCUGUAUGAAAGAACACGUGCGCAUUAAAAGCCUCAUUCUCAUGGUUGCUGGAGCAAUGCAGAUCCUGGCCUCAGUUUGUGUCUACAUCCCAGUUUCCUGGACUGGUCACGCGAUCAUCCGAGAUUUCUACAACCCACUGCUCAUAGAUGCUCAACGCAGGGAACUGGGAGAAGCUCUAUACAUUGGCUGGGUGACGGGCGCCUUUCUAUUUGCCUCGGGGCUAGUGUUUAUUUGCUGUCGCAUGCGGUCAGAAUCAGGAUCGUUUGAUGUGUACCAAGCUGGAUUUGGAGCCAACAAACCCACCCUAACCGGGUUCAAUCCUCUCUCCAGCACCUUGAGUUCAAUGACCCAGCAGCCUCUUUUGCAUAGGAGCAGUCUCUCCAGUCACCAGCGAGCUCCAUCUGUUUAUAGUGCUGCUCCUGGAUCUACUGUCCUUCAACCAGCAUUGUAUAAUGGUGCUGCGCUACAGAGCAUGCCAUUAGUGUACAAUGGCAACCCCAUGGUACAGCAGCCUGCCUCUCCUAGCCCUAACAUGGUGGGAGCCUUGUCUAUUCCUGGGGAUCCCAUAUAUCACAGUCAGCAGUCUAUGCCACUCAGCAGCCAACUCUCUGCUCCUUACAGCUUAUACAGCGCAAACUCCAGCUUCCAUCCAGUACCACAAAACCCUGUCUUCAUAGGCUACAAUUAUUCUAGAGUGGCACCACAUAGCGCUCAUUCAAGCAGCCCCGGUAUGUACAUAUGA
Molecule: messenger RNA, 1059 nt
Organism: Chanos chanos (milkfish)
Lineage: Eukaryota; Metazoa; Chordata; Actinopteri; Gonorynchiformes; Chanidae
Product: claudin-8-like
Exons: 1
Coding region: 1-1059 (352 amino acids)
Cellular component (GO): bicellular tight junction; membrane
Molecular function (GO): structural molecule activity
Source: RefSeq, a predicted model, not a curated record